Molecule: messenger RNA, 1421 nt
Organism: Cygnus olor (mute swan)
Lineage: Eukaryota; Metazoa; Chordata; Aves; Anseriformes; Anatidae
Gene: RAB7B
Product: RAB7B, member RAS oncogene family
Exons: 6
Coding region: 121-744 (207 amino acids)
Biological process (GO): endosome to lysosome transport; phagosome-lysosome fusion
Cellular component (GO): phagocytic vesicle; late endosome; lysosome
Molecular function (GO): GTP binding; GTPase activity
Source: RefSeq, a predicted model, not a curated record
CCAGCAGGCAGGAGGAACCAGCUCCGGGGCUGCCUCUGCUUCCUGGAUCCUCUCCUUUCGCCUUUUCCCAGCCUGGGCGGCGGCGAGCGGAGCCCAGCGUCUUGGCCACCCGAGCGGGCGAUGCCCCGGCAGGGCCCUUCCAUGGAUGCCAGCAAGAAGGUGGAUCUGAAGAUAAUUAUCAUAGGAGCUCUGGGCGUGGGCAAAACCUCCCUGCUGCACCAGUACGUGCACAAGACGUUCUACGAGGACUACCGCACCACGCUGGGCGCCAGCAUCCUGACCAAGGUGAUCGCGGUGGACAACACCCCCCUGAAAAUGCAGAUCUGGGACACGGGGGGACAGGAGCGAUUCCGGUCCAUGGUGUCAACCUUCUACAAAGGCUCUGAUGGCUGCAUCCUGGCCUUUGACGUGACGGACAGGGAGUCCUUUGAGUCCCUGGACAACUGGAGAGAUGACUUCCUGGAGAAGGUGAUCCCGAGGGAUCACGACUUCCCCAUGGUCGUGCUGGGGAAUAAAAUAGACCUCUGCGAUCGGCAGGUAUCCAAGGAGAUUGCCUCAGCCUGGUGCAAGGAAAAAGACAUCCCUUAUUUUGAAGUCAGCGCCAAGAACAACAUCAACGUCGCGCAAGCUUUCGAGACCCUCGCCAAGCAAGCCUUAACCACGUAUAAAGGGAUAUUUGAGAGUUAUUUAACCGACUCCAUCAAACUCACUCCUGAUGACAAGCCCAAGGCAAGCUGCUGCUGAGCCCUGCAGAGGAGCCGUGCUCCGAGCUCUCCUGCACCUGCACGCAUGUCCGAGCGCCCCGCACGCUGUGGGGAGCAGUGCCCGUGGCCGGAGCCUGCCUGGGGGGGUCCGUGCCCCCCGGCCGCACCAGCCAGCUGUGGGGCUUUGCCAGGACGGGGCACAGGACGGCCACCUCCAGCGCACUCCAGGUCCUGCUGCUGGCCACAUCUCCGGAGCUGCUCUCCCAGGUCUGCGGCCGCUGAGUCGAGGUGGCCCCUGGAGACCUCCGUCCCCCCCCACCCGCGGCCGCCUGGCACCCGAGCAGGAGGUCCCCUUGUGGUGACGGUGCUGGGAGCCGAGCGGUGCUCCUGGGACAUUAUUGAGAGCAUCACCCCAGCCACAGGGGGACCGCAGUCCUCCCUGUGCGCAGGCCCCGCAUCCUGCUCACGGUGUGUUUGGGGGGAGGAGUGGGGUCGUUGGCCAUGGCACGGGUCUGAGAGCACCAGCUCCCCUCCCGGGGUCAGCCAGUGUGGCCAUUACCUUUCUGUGCCUCAGUUUCCCUGGCUCACAUGCACAUAUCCUCUUAAAUACCUUCCUCCUCCCGCCUCACCGGUGAGGAUCCUCUGUAAAGCAUUUUGUAAGGCUUUUUGUAAUUCCUUAUUUAUAAAAAAAUAAAAAUAAAUACAUUUUUAUUUCUA